CACACAAGAAUUAUUUACCAAACACUAAACAAUAAAUCUUUUGUAACUCCAAAGCUUGGAGUGAUCCAUGUAAAACUAUAAAUGGUAAACCGACUUUUCAUUGCUAGUCCAUGGAACAUGGCAUGAUGCAUAUAGUCACAAAAUCCCAAUACGUACACAUAAAACUAGAAGACAGGACUCUUAUUUAAUAGUACACCAAAAGAAACAUCUUGACUCUUGAGGAAUUAAAGAAUCCAACAUAAAAAGCAGCUUACCAAUUCACUCAAACAACUUUUAAAAAUAAUCCCAAGAUCCAAUCUUUUUUUAGUAGUAGUCAAGUACCAGAACUAUAAUUCAACUUACCAAUCUUGUUCCUUAUCAUAAAGAAAUUCAUCACACAAUUUUUUUUUUCUGAUUAAACUAAACCCUCAAUUUCAGUUCACCAAUCCCAUAAAUUCCAAGAACAAUUCACCAAUCUGAAAAAAACUCACAUAUUUCAUCAAAUUAUGAUUACCCACUUUCUAAAAAUCCUGAAAUGAACCCAAAAACCAUGAGCAAUUUUGAAAAACCCAUGUAUAAAAAAGCAGCUUUAACACUUGCAUUCUUCAUAAUUCUUACAUUUACCUAUCUUUUCUUGAUUGGAACCCUUAAUCUAAGAGGCUCUUAUUAUUUCUCCCCAUUUCUUCAAUCUUUACCCCCAAAACCCAACUGGGUCCCACCUUGUCAUAGCUUACCACCAUUAAAAGUGUACAUGUAUGACCUUCCUAGAAGAUUUAAUGUGGGUAUGCUCAGAAAAGGGAGUACUGACCAAACACCUGUUACAGCAAAGACACUUCCACCAUGGCCCAAAGUUUCUGGGUUGAGAAAACAGCAUAGUGUUGAGUAUUGGAUGAUGGCUUCUUUAUUUGUUGCUGAAAAAGAGGGGAUUAAAAAUAAUGAUUUGGUGAAAAUGGAAGCUGUGAGAGUAUUGGAUCCAGAAAUUGCUGAUGUGUUCUUUGUGCCCUUUUUUUCUUCUUUGAGUUUUAAUUUUUAUGGGCAUAAUAUGACUGAUCCAAAUACUAAACAUGAUAAGGGGCUUCAGGUUGAUAUAUUGAAGUUUUUGAGGAAAUCUAAGUAUUGGCAAAGGUCAGAAGGCCGGGAUCAUGUCAUCCCUAUGCAUCACCCUAAUGCCUUUAGGUUUCUGCGGGAGCAAGUAAAUAAAUCAAUUAUCGUUGUGGCAGAUUUUGGUCGUUACCCCAGAAGUAUGUCAAAUUUAAAGAAAGAUGUCGUUGCUCCAUACGUUCAUGUUGUGGAUUCUUAUACCAACGAUGAAACAUCCGAUCCCUUUGAGUCUCGCACCACCCUGCUGUAUUUCCGUGGCAGGACUGUGAGGAAAGAUGAUGGUGUUGUUCGUGCUAAAUUGCAAAAGCUUCUAGAAGAUUACGUUGAUGUCCGCUUUGAAAGGAGUGUUGCAACGGAAGCUAACAUAAAACUAUCUACAAAGGGUAUGCGAUUAUCAAAGUUCUGUCUACACCCAGCCGGAGACACCCCUUCCUCAUGCCGUCUAUUUGAUGCUAUAGUGAGCCAUUGUGUACCCGUCAUUAUAAGCGACCAGAUCGAGCUCCCCUUUGAAGACGAGAUUGAUUAUUCUGAAUUCUCCCUCUUCUUCUCAACCGACGAGGCUUUAAAACCGGGUUACUUGAUCGAGCAGCUUCGCCAAUUCCCAAAGGUGAAGUGGCUUACAAUGUGGAACAAGCUGAAGGACGUAUCCAAACUUUACGAGUUUCAAUACCCACCUAAGAACAGGGAUGCAGUGAACAUGAUAUGGAGACAGGUUAGGCAUAAGCUCCCUUCUACUAGACUCGCUGUUCAUAGAACCCGAAGGCUAAAAAUCCCUGAUUGGUGGGGGAGCAAACGAUGAGACAUACACAGGGACAUUUUGAGUUUUUCUCGUAAAAUGGGGGGGUGGGGAGAUUUCUAAGAAAUACCCUCGAGAUUCGAUGAACAUGUUGAUCUCUAAACGAGGUUUUCGCAACUCCGAUGAAGAUAUAUGUUUAUACUUUGUAAUUGUACUUAACUGUACUUGUUUUCUUUGUACAGUUCCAUAUUUACAGAUGAAAAAUAUUCCCUAAAAGGGGAAUCAUAAGUAUUAUUUACAAAUGGUUUGAUGCAGUGCAUCUGAUCUGAUCCAUUUGUUAUUUGUUUGUAUUCUUU
This is a messenger RNA of Amaranthus tricolor (Joseph's coat), 2172 nucleotides long. RefSeq names its product probable arabinosyltransferase ARAD1. Bases 515 to 1879 code for a protein of 454 amino acids. The transcript is spliced from 4 exons. NCBI's taxonomy places the organism in Eukaryota, Viridiplantae, Streptophyta, Magnoliopsida, Caryophyllales, Amaranthaceae. The record is from RefSeq and is a predicted model, not a curated record. Gene Ontology annotation, molecular function: glycosyltransferase activity.